Messenger RNA from Sclerotinia borealis F-4128, 600 nucleotides. The record is from the annotation of a GenBank genome assembly. NCBI's taxonomy places the organism in Eukaryota, Fungi, Ascomycota, Leotiomycetes, Helotiales, Sclerotiniaceae.
AUGUCACACGCUUUGUCGGACGACCAGGAAUUCGCCAUUGAAAAAUCCAAGCUUGUCCGCCAAGAAACAUCCUCCAUCGACACCCAAUACGAGAAGAAAUUCAAAACCGCCCGCAUGUCCCAACAAAUCACUCAAUCGACCGUCGCAAACAAGACUCGUCUCAAGGUACUUUCUGCUCGCCAGGAGCUACUCGAUGGCAUUUUUGAACAAGCACAGGGAAAGCUGAAGGAAGCCACGAGUGAUAAGGGUAAAUAUACGGAGAUAAUGAAGAAUUUGUUGUUGGAGGGCAUGUAUGCGUUGAAUGAGGAAAAGUUGCAGGUAAGGGGGAGAAAACAGGAUUAUGAGGUUCUUAAGAAAGCGAUUGAGGAGGCGCAGAAGGAGUAUAAGGAGAAGACGAAGAAGGAUGUUGUGGCGAGUAUAGAUGAGAAGAAUCCUUUGCCGGAAGAUACUGCUGGUGGUUUGUCCAUCAUUGGCGGAGGAGGCAAGAUUGAUAUCAACAAUACUUUUGAGGAGCGUCUGAAGUUACUCCAGGAUAAUGCAUUACCCUCUGUUCGAAACACAUUAUUUGGACCUAAUGUCAACCGGAAGUUCUACGAUUAG